GCCGAGUCUCGGAGCGAAGCGACGCUCAGCAGCAGCAGCAGAAGAAGAAGAAGAAGAAGAGGAGGAGGAGGAGGAGGAGGAGCUGCGGCAGGAGGAGAGACGAGAACAUCCCAAAGUUUCAGGCUGCAGCUGUUCGGACGCAGCGGACUAAACAUCUGGAGCAGGUGCUAAAAAUACCAGGAAGAUGCUCGUGUUUGGGUCUGUGACUCCGUGUGCGGAUCGAGGAAUCACCUGUGCCCAGCGUGACGUGCAGGUGGCUCAGCUUUAACCAGGAACAUCUGAGGACACUAAGCGUGCUGAGAUCUGCUGAAGACUCCUGGAACAGCCCCACCAACAGAUCCUGCAUUCAGAUGAAGCCACUUUUUCACUCGUGACUGACAACCCAACGUAGCUGACAGACAGACACAUCUUCUCACGGCGUUUUUCUACUUCUUCUUGCUUCUCCGCUUGUCAGGAGAGGCGGUUUUUUGAAGCGAUCAACCCGACUGAAAAACGGCGGAAGAGACUUAUUUGUGCGUCUGACAGCUCUGACCCAUUUAUCACGCUCCGACAGGAACAACUUUGCAUUUUAGCAGGUGGCAAACAGGGAAAAAAAAAGGUUAUUCACUGUUUUAUAUUCAGAGUUCAUCGAUCGACUCGCCUCCACGUCUAAUUAGCCACAUGCAAACACACACACACACACACACACACACACCUGGUUUGCUGGCCUCUGCAGAUGCUUUAAAUAGUGUUUGCCUCUCAGUUCAGUGACACAAACACUAACACGGCUGCACCGCUGGGUGCUAGAAGUCCAUCUGCACAAUAUUAGCUCCCUCAGAGAACACUGACCUUGACAGUGUUCGGAGACGGCGUGUGUGUGUGUGUGUGUGUGUGUGUGUGUGUGUGUGUGUGUGUGUGUGUGUGUUAGCUGUCUGCUCUGAUUCAGAGUGAGAAUGAGAGCUGAUGUGGCAAAGUGGCUCCGAUAAAUAAAAAAAACUACCUACCGCCUGAGGGUCGGCCACUCAAAUAAGAAAGAGGGUUUUUUUUAUUGCUGAAAUGUGUCACGCAGAAGAGUAUUAAUUGAAAGGUGUGUGUGUGUGUGUGUGUGUGUGUGUGUGUGUGUGUGUGUGUGUGUGUGUGUGUGUGUGUGUGUCUGUCACUUUGUCAGAGCAGAUUAAGGCUACACCUCUCUGGGUCAUGUCACUCCGAUUGACCUAGAUUUGAUGAAAUAAAUCGGCCACCGGAGGAAAAUGUGUGUUGGAGAGCUGUCGUCACCACGAUGCACGCCUCUUAGACAAACCCGCUCUCUGCAGUGAAGUGAAGCUCCGCGGCGCUGCUUAGCUCAUCGUAAGGCCACACCUGCUCCAUAACCCCGAUGAACACCUUCCCUUCCUUCUCUGCGCCUCCACCCAACACACCAACCAUCCAGUCAGUGUGUAAGCCCUGUCUGAGGGCCCCGUGGAGGAUGAACGAUGUGCCCACACUCGACUAUGAGUUGCUGCUGUCCCCGGCCAGCUCCUCCCUCCCCGGCGGCCCUGGCGGCGGCAGCAGCAGUCCGCCUUUGGCGCUGGUCGGGGUGGACGCCGAGCAGCGCACCGCCUUGGCCUUCGUAGGCCUCCUCAUGCUCUUCCUGGUCUUCCUGCUGGUCAGGUGCUUCAGGAUCCUGCUGGACCCCUACAGCCGCAUGCCCGCAUCAUCCUGGACUGACCACAAGGAGGGGCUGGAGAGGGGUCAGUUUGAUUACGCUCUGGUGUAGGGUGGAAAUCUGCUCCCUGACUUUCAAAAGCAGUUUAGAAGCAGAGACGGCGGUGCGUAUUGUUGUGUAACUCGUGUUGUUGGAGUGAAGCCUGGUCGAUCACUGUGUACUAGAGUAAAUACACUACCAUUCAAAAGUCUGGGCUCACUCAGAAAUGUCCUUAUUUUUGAAAGAAAAGCAGUUUUUUUUUCAAUGAAGAUGACAUUAAAUGAAUCACAAAUAUAGUCUAGACAUUGUUAAUGUGGUAAAUGACUACAGGAGGUCCUCGACUUACAUCAGAGUUCCGUUCAUACGAUGUGACGUAAGUUGAUUUUCACCGUAAGUCGGAACUCUGGUGAAAAUGUAAACAAAACCGUUACUGCAUCACGAUAUCAAUCAGUUUACAUAUUUGUACAACUACAGUAAUGAGAAACAGUCAUUACCUCACACUGAAACACAACUGGGUGGAAAAUACCGGCUAAAAUGUAAACUAAGUCCGACUUAGGCUGGGAGCCAUAAUGUUAGUGGACGCAGCAUAAUCCAGUGUGGCGGUAAAUGGAAACAAAGCCGUCUUAUAUCGCCGCACGAUGACUGAACAUACAGUAUUCAUCCACCCCACUCGCCAACUAGUUCCCCUGAACCAGUUCUGACGUACGUUAAACCGAGGACUGGCCCGUAAUCAGUUCCAAUGUAACGGCAAAACAACGGAAGUCGAGGAUGUCGUAAGUCGAGGACGUUGUAAACUGAGGACCUCCUGCAGGAAACAACUGAUUUUUAAUGGAAUAUCUCCAUAGGGAUACAGAGGAACAUUUCCAGCAACCAUCACUCCUGUGUUCUAAUGCUACAUUGUGUUAGCUAAUGGUGUUGAAAGGCUAAUUGAUGAUUAGAAAACCCUUGUGGCGUUAUGUUGGCACAUGAAGUUUCAUGGAGAACAUGAAAUCGGCCAAACUUUUGAACGGUAGUGCACGAGGCUGCAGGACUGUCGGUGUGGCUCAACUCCCUGCAAACACUCACCAAAACCCAGACGCUGGACCACGAAGGACAGAAACAAUGAGCUGCGCAGCUGCCUUAACCUGACCUCCUGCAACAGUCACCACAGAAUCACUUCAGGGCUCCAAAACUCCCCAGCUUUUAAAACACAGUAUGAUUUUAGGAGCAGCGUGGUUUUUGUCAGACAGAACAUAAGGAGUUUACACCGAAGCAGACGCCCCUUUAACAAACCAUUAAAGUGCUGAUCCAGGAGCACAAACACUCGCUUUUUUUCUGAUACUCGAGCAGCACUAGACUUCCAACAUGCUUUGAGCAGGUAGUUUGUCUCCACGAAAUCUUGUCUGUGUACAUUUUGUGUGUUACUGUGUCUAUAACUGAGAAGCCAUAUUGAAACUAUAUAACCCCUGCAAGUAGAGUUUACGUUCCCCGGUCGUGUCCUUCGCCGUAGUCGGCCUGCAGAGUGUGGUGAUGAAGCAAACAGCAACCUUUAGGCGAGAGAAAGCUUUAUUUUUCUAUUCUCGACUCGAGUUUUGGAGUCUCCUUUUUGCUAUCUUUUUCUCUCUUCCUCCUCCUGUGUCGAUCUUUAGACUGUGGGUUUUUUGAGGUAGUCUUGCAGCCCAGGAGGCAAAGCAGGUAGCUUUGCUUUUUCUUGUGUUUUGUAAUUGCAUAUUUUUCUGAAGUCUUUGCUUUGUUUUUUGAUAAACUGGGUCGAAACAGUGAAAAUAGUGAGUACUUCAGAUUUACUCUUCUCUGAUUUCCACUGAUGACUGGACUGGAAAUUAAAUAAAAAAAGGACUUCCUGC
This is a messenger RNA of Amphiprion ocellaris (clown anemonefish), 3507 nucleotides long. RefSeq names its product cortexin-1-like. NCBI's taxonomy places the organism in Eukaryota, Metazoa, Chordata, Actinopteri, Pomacentridae. The transcript has 3 exons. The coding region runs from base 1355 to 1735 and encodes 126 amino acids. The record is from RefSeq and is a predicted model, not a curated record.